Molecule: messenger RNA, 519 nt
Organism: Cyphellophora attinorum
Lineage: Eukaryota; Fungi; Ascomycota; Eurotiomycetes; Chaetothyriales; Cyphellophoraceae
Exons: 1
Coding region: 1-519 (172 amino acids)
Molecular function (GO): carbon-sulfur lyase activity
Source: RefSeq, a predicted model, not a curated record
AUGCCUACCGGUAGCUGCAUCUGCGGCGCCAUCAAGUAUUCCUUUGACGUGCAGCCAAGUGCAAAGGUGAGCACCCAUACCACGCCCGAACACAGCCAUCCCCAAGACACCCUUCGCGUAAUUACUCACACUCCCCUAAACCAUCAGUGCCUCUGCCAUUGCCUCUCCUGCCGCAGAAUUACCGGCACCACCGCCGCUUCCGUUGCCCUGAUCCCUAAGGCCGACUUCCAGACCACCGCCAGCGCCGAAUCCGUGCCCAGCUUCAGGCAAAACACCAUCACCCACGAAGCCGGCAUGCAAAUCACCUAUGUCUUCUGCAGCGACUGCGGCACCACGUGCUGGAAGACGGCCAAUGCGGGCUGGCCAGACCAGAUCAUCGUGUUCACGGGCACGUUGGAUGAUGCAAGUUUCGAGCAAUUCAAGCCGGACGCGGAGUUUUGGGUCAAGUAUCGUGCGCCGUGGUUGGAGAGUCUUGAGGGGAAGGGGGUCGCGCAGGUGCAGGGGUUUCCGGAGGCAUGA